Molecule: messenger RNA, 3427 nt
Organism: Mytilus californianus (California mussel)
Lineage: Eukaryota; Metazoa; Mollusca; Bivalvia; Mytilida; Mytilidae
Product: hepatocyte growth factor receptor-like
Exons: 19
Coding region: 95-3073 (992 amino acids)
Biological process (GO): regulation of cell migration; positive regulation of axonogenesis; sensory neuron axon guidance
Cellular component (GO): semaphorin receptor complex
Molecular function (GO): semaphorin receptor activity
Source: RefSeq, a predicted model, not a curated record
GUGAAAUGAAACAUAAGACAAUUCAAAAUUAUUGCCUGUUUGAUGAAACAUUUGAAAUCAUGCUGUUCCUGAUCAAAGCACAAAACUGUUUGGAAUGUUAGAUCAAACAACAGUGUUACUUAUCCAAACAACUGUUAUGUUGACAGUUACUGCACAACUUAACCUUACACCAUUCGGCAACGGUUCUCAAAGUUCCUAUAUUAGUGAUGUAGAUGGUAAUCCCGAAUACGCAGUAAACCCGCCAAUGUCAAAUGAAUAUAGUUUAGACAAGUGUUCAAGCUCAACAGAGAAAGUAGGUCAGGCUAGGGGAGCAUGGUGGAUAUUUGAGUUUUCUUUCGACACAGCAUAUAUUACAGAUAUAACAAUUUACUACAGGGAAAACAAUGCUUUUGAGAUGGAUGGAUUUCAGUUAUAUGUGACCAAUACACCAACAAUUCCACCUAACGGUUUUCUCUGCUAUGAAGAUCCUAAACCAGGUCUUCCAAACAUCAGACAGACAAUACCUUGUUAUCAUCUUGGAAAAUAUGUUAUUUAUUACGACCGUACAGGAUAUGAACUUGAAUCUAUACCAUAUGCUCCAACUGUUAGUUUAUGCUACGUUGCCAUUUAUGGUUGUGAAAAGAAUUUUUGGGGAAGUAACUGCGAUAUUUCUUGUGCCGAAAGUUGUAUAGAGAAGCAUUGCUUCCCUGGAAAUGGUUCCUGCAUUUUGGGAGGAUGUAGCGAUAAAAACUGUUUGAAUAGUAACUGCGAUCAAUAUACCGCCGUUUGUACCGAAGGCUGUAAAGAAAGGCGGACAGGAAACUUUUGUAACAAAUAUAACCUUGCAUUUGACAGUUCAAUUUUGUUUAAUUCAACUAGAAAUGAACAAGCUAUUCUAGCAAAUGACGGAAAUAAAACAUCGUGUGUCCCAUCACAUGGAUCUGAGAUGUGGGUACAGGUUGACCUUAAGGAAAUAAGCGUUGUGACGGAAAUAUAUCUAACUCUUAUUGUAAACAUUACAAAGGAAGGAAACCAUACCCUUUACGCUUCUAACUAUAGUGGUUUAUGGGAAAAUGGAACUGUUUUGUUCAGAGGUGAAUCCUUACCAACUGUGAUCAAUGUCAGUGCCGUUUUCAGAUACCUGAUAUAUGAACCUCCAAUUCAAAACCAAAUUUUUAAGCUUGAAGUAUGUGAAAUUGGGAUUGUUGGUUGUCCACCUACACACUUUGGUCCUUUUUGUAGCAAAUUGUGUCCUGCGUACUGUAGUGGACCUUGUGACAUUGAAACCGGAAAUUGUUUAUUUGGAUGUGUAAAUAAAUGGAUAGGUGAUAAAUGUGAUUUAGGUCCAUCAUGUUACGAGACUAACUCGGAUAAUUUAACCACUAACUGUUCGCCUGAAAUUGAUCAGGUAUAUCCAGCAAGUGGACCAGUUAAUGGUGGUACAUUGUUGACAUUAACAGGAAAUUAUCUUGGAAAUGUAAAUGAUAGUAUAUUUGUUGAUAUCAGUGGAGUAAGAUGUCACAACGUAACAGUCCAAACACCCUAUACUGAUUUGACUUGUGUUACUGGAAAAUACACCGCACUCCAGACGAUUGGUUUAUUCGUUUGGGUAAAUGCAAAUUACUUCAGCGAUUCAAAUACCAAAUACUUCACCUUCAAGGUACCUAAGAUCUUAGAAUUUUUACCAAAGAAAGGAAUCCUAUCUGGAAACACAACUGUAACAAUAAGAGGUCUCAAUAUUGAUUUUGAAGGACAAAGUCGGUACAAUAUUUCGUUUUGUGACGAUGUGUUUUGUUUAAAAUGCAGUGUUUUACCAAAAACAAUCAGUCCAACGAUCAUCAAAUGCAAAACAGGCAAAUCAGUGGAACCUCGAAAUAUGACUCAGCUGAACGUUGUUAUUGAUGACUUGACAGUCUUGACACUUAAAGAAACGUUUCAAUAUCUACCGGAUCCAACAUUUGACAUAUCGACUGAAUUACCGAAGGCUUUACAAGGUGGAGGCGUAGUAUUUUCAAUUCGUGGCAAUGGUUUCAAUAAUGUAGGGGCUAUAACAGUAGAAAGAGUGGAUAACCCAUGUGAUGUACCUGAAGAUACUUCAACUGAAUGUGAAACACCUCCAAGGUUACAGAAUGAGCCUGACAAUCAAACUAUUGAAGUUUAUUUCGAUGGUGUUACAAUCCAAGUUACUAUAGAAUAUGUGGACGACCCUACUUUUGAAAAUUUCCAUGACGUUUAUCUAUAUGACAAGCAAUCGUCUCUUGAAAUUAAGGGUAGAAAUAUAUUAAAUGUUGCACGUCGUGAAGAUUAUCAUAUACAUGUUGGAUUGGAUGGAAUUUGUUUCAUAACUGAUAUUAGUAUGUAUAACAUCUCUUGUUAUCCACCUAAGUCAGUACCUCGGACUAAUUAUACAGAUGAUAAUACAGUUCAUGUUAUUUUGAACGUCAUAAAGAUACAGGUGUAUAUUGGUGACAUACAGUACAAAACAGAAACAGUUACAGAAAAUGGCAAUACAUUUGUCAUGGUAGUUGGAAUAUUAGCAGCUGGAUUAGUUGUAUCUGUUAUCAUAGGCAUGUCGGCUGUAUUAGUUUUGAGGAGAAAGAAGACUAAGACUGUCAAUGAAUUCAAAAUGAAAAUAAAGGCUAAGGAAGAAAUGAUACAAAAAGCUAGGAGAGAAGGUGAAUGUGAAAGGAUAGGAAACUUGAGAAGGGAAGAUGGAAACGAAUAUACUGAGCCUGAUGAGUCAGUAUAUGAUGAAAUAAAUGAAGAUGAUGAAAACAAUACACGUGGGAAUAGUUAUCUUGAUGCAAAUGAUGGAUACGAUGAACUCGGACAACGAUCGCCAAAAAGUCCAUACAAUCAGCUUCAACAUACAAGGGAUGAAAAGCAAAGACCGAACAUGAUGAAUAAUGAAAUAAAUGCUGAUGACAAAUUACAAAGCAAUAAACGUAGAAAUGAUUAUCUAAGCUUGUUUAGCGGAUACGAACAACCAAUAUCACGAAACGAUCCAUAUGAUCAGUUUCAACAGGAAAGUGCUGACAAGAAAAAUGAAAUGACAAAUUUCGGUAACCUUAUCAAGGAGUCAUCUAAUGAUUAGAUAAAUCUCAAGAAGUAGGAGGAAUCAGUUUGAAUGACAGAGAAAUCUGUUGUUAACAUUAUGUCUGUACAUACCAUUCCAUGUAAAAUUGACUAUUCUGUAUAUCUUAAUACUAAUGUGGUUUACCAAAAACAAUAUGCACACGAAUUUGAAUAUUAUCAAACCUAUAUUACUUAAAUAAUCUGGUACAAAUAAAGAAUUUUUAAGUAGACAAUAUGUAAUCUUUUUGCCUGUUAUGUUUUUCAUGUUUUAAAGGACGUGCUUUCAAACCUCUUUGUCUCGAAACUUACCACAUGCGGGUAAUUCGAUACACAUGUCAUGCUAAUAAAAUUUAUCAUCAUACGGCUUACUUUA